Messenger RNA from Brettanomyces nanus, 888 nucleotides. RefSeq lists its product as uncharacterized. The coding region runs from base 1 to 888 and encodes 295 amino acids. NCBI's taxonomy places the organism in Eukaryota, Fungi, Ascomycota, Pichiomycetes, Pichiales, Pichiaceae. Gene Ontology annotation, cellular component: cytosol. The transcript has a single exon. The record is from RefSeq and is a predicted model, not a curated record. Gene Ontology annotation, molecular function: mRNA binding.
AUGUCUGAUUAUACUCUCCUCAACGAGGUGAUAUCUGCUCUAAACGGAUAUUCUAUUCAGGGACGGGUCCUACAGUGUUAUUUUCAGCCGCAGCCACCGGGGCCCUAUUACAAAGCAAUACCUUAUCAACCAGCAUAUCAGAUGUAUUCGUCUCUGCCGGGUUCUCAGUCAGAUGAUAUUGCAGGUUCUGCAGGUUCUGGGGGUUCUGGGGGUUCCUUCGGUUCCUAUGGUUACUACGGUUCCUACGGUUCCUACAAUUCUUUCAGCUCUGGCAGCUCUGAUAAUUCUGCAAGCUGGGAAAAUGACUCCACCUAUACAUCAGCAAAUCAUAAUCGUCGUCAUCGUCGUCAUAACCAUCAGUAUUCUCCUUCUUACAGACGUAUGGCUCCCCUUCCAUACAGUGGCUACUUAUUCAAUGGAUCUUAUGGUUAUACUCCAUAUAUCCCUGACUAUGGAGGAUAUCCAGGCUAUAUGCCUGUUACUUGUGGUGGUGAUGAUGCUGAUUAUGAUGAGAAAGUAAGUCAAAUCGAUGAUACCAUUCUCAGUACGGUGGAAUUGGCGGUUUUUAAUCCGAAAAGGCAUGUUGAUCCUACCCGAUUGUUCAUCGGAAAUGUUCCGUUCAGUUCGACGUUUGAGAACCUUUGGAGUUCAUUCCAAGAACAUGGUGAGAAGAAACUAAAAAGUUUGGAAAUGCAGAGGCAGUUGAAUGGAAUGUUCAAAGGUUUUGCUAUAGGAAUUACAGGAUCGCAUGACGAGUCUGUUGAGCUGAUAAAAACGUUCAAUGGAAAGGAGUUUGAAGGGCGAGACUUGAUAGUGAGAUUUGAUAAGUUGCCCAAGCAGAUUAUGAGGAGCCAUGGAAGAAGAAGACUCCUCCUAACUCAAGGGUAG